Messenger RNA from Podarcis raffonei (Aeolian wall lizard), 3429 nucleotides. RefSeq names its product protein kinase C gamma (gene PRKCG). Gene Ontology annotation, molecular function: ATP binding; zinc ion binding; diacylglycerol-dependent serine/threonine kinase activity. The record is from RefSeq and is a predicted model, not a curated record. Bases 1037 to 3160 code for a protein of 707 amino acids. Gene Ontology annotation, biological process: protein phosphorylation. The transcript is spliced from 18 exons. NCBI's taxonomy places the organism in Eukaryota, Metazoa, Chordata, Lepidosauria, Squamata, Lacertidae.
GAGAGAGGAACCCAGGAGUCCUAAACCUCCACAGAUCCCACACCUGCCUAAGCCCUACUCUUCUCCAAAAAGGAUCACCCUAACUCUCUCCACUCUGGAUUUCUCUGCUCCCCCAGAGAAUCCAGAAAAGCUGGCUCCCUGUUGUGAGUCUUCUUUAAUAGCACCGCUUUAUUCUUCCACAAUCCCAUUCAGGAGGCGAUCCUUUUAGUAUCUCCCCUCAGCUGCUUUCACCAAUCUCUUUAGAUUUUCCUUACUCUUGCUCAGAAAUUCUGGCUUCUUCAGGGAGCGAGAAAGAAAUCUGAUGGGUGUGUGCGUAUGCCUGGCGUGUGGGCGAGAGAGGGGUGGAUACCAAGGCACCUGGUGGGUUUUCUUAGUGGGCAGCACAAUGUAGAAAAAGGGUUAGAGGGGAGAGAUCCCUGGCUGCUUCUGUGGGGGGAGAGAAAAGCCUUCCCAGCGAUUCCUCUUUAAACUCUGACUCCUCCCCCUCCUCCCCCCUUGCUCAGCCUCAGCCUCCCCCGUCCAAAUCUCCCAUUCCUGGGCGAGAAACAGACACAGCCCAAAUCCACAACCUGUUUGUUUCUCUCUCUCUCCAUCUCUCUCUGUCUCUCGUUCUGUGGAGCUGUUGCUGGGAGCUUUCACCUCUGCCUCUUCUCUUUUUUUUCCAUCAGCAGUUUUGCCAUUCUCCCUAUCACUGUCGUCUUCUCUUUCUGUUCUCUCUUUCUCUUUUUUACUCCAUUCACCUCUUCGUUGCCCAUCCCUCCUUCACUUCCCAUCCCUCCCCAUUCCUUUUUCUCCCCAUCCAUCCUUCUACAUCCCUCCAGUCCUUUUCCGUCCUCCAUCAGUUCUCCACUUUCCAUCUCUUCUCUCAUUCAUUGCACGAUCCACCGGUCCCUCUUCCUCAUCCACCCAUCUGCUCCCUCUAGCUCCCAUAUCUUUCUUGCCUGAUUUUAAUCGCCUCUUCCCUCUGGUUCUUUCCUACCCCUCCCUCUUGAAGACCCUAGCAGUUAAGGUGCUGGGGCUUCCCCCAGGUGGCACCAUGGCGCUGCUGAGCUCCCCAACAGAGACUGAAUGCUUGACUAAGCCGCUUUUCUGCCGCAAGGGGGCGCUACGCCAGAAGGUCAUCCACGAGGUGAAGAGCCACAAGUUCACCGCUCGCUUCUUCAAGCAACCCACCUUCUGCAGCCAUUGCACAGACUUUAUCUGGGGGAUUGGAAAGCAGGGGCUCCAGUGCUUAGUGUGCAGCUUUGUCUUACACAAGAGAUGUCAUGAAUUUGUCACUUUUGAGUGCCCAGGAGCUGGGAAAGGACCCCAGACAGAUGAUCCUCGGAACAAGCACAAGUUCAAAAUUCACAGCUACAGCAGCCCAACCUUCUGUGAUCACUGCGGCUCACUCCUCUAUGGGCUGGUGCACCAGGGGAUGAAAUGCACCUGCUGUGAGAUGAAUGUGCACAAGCGCUGCGUCCACUGUGUGCCCAGCUUGUGUGGUGUGGACCACACAGAACGCAGGGGACGCCUGCAGCUCCACAUUGAGACAUUUGGGAGUGACGAGAUCCAUGUGACUGUUGGUGAAGCCCUUAACCUGAUCCCGAUGGAUCCCAAUGGCCUCUCGGACCCCUAUGUGAAACUCAAGCUGAUCCCUGACCCUAAGAACCUAACAAAGCAAAAGACUCGGACCGUUAGAUCCACCCUCAACCCAGUGUGGAAUGAAACCUUCACUUUCACCCUGCAGCCGGGGGACAUGGAGCGGCGCCUCUCCAUCGAGGUGUGGGACUGGGACCGGACAACCCGCAAUGAUUUCAUGGGAGCCAUGUCCUUUGGGGUGUCUGAGCUCUUCAAGGGUCCUGUGGAAGGCUGGUACAAAUUGCUCAAUCAGGAGGAGGGCGAAUAUUAUAGUGUCCCUGUGGCCGAUGCAGAAAACUGUGGGCUGCUGCAGAAAUUUGAGGCUUGCAACUUCCCACUGGAGCUCUAUGAGAAGGUUCGCCAUGGCCCCAUCCCAUCACCAUCCCCCAGCCCCACUGACACCAAGCGUGGUGGGUUCUUUGGCACCAACCGCUUCCACAUCUCCGACUUCAACUUCCUGAUGGUGCUGGGCAAGGGCAGUUUCGGCAAGGUGAUGCUGGCGGAGCGCCGUGGAACGGACGAGCUGUUUGCCAUCAAGAUCCUCAAGAAAGACGUGAUCAUCCAAGAUGACGACGUUGAAUGUACUAUGGUGGAAAAGAGAGUUUUGGCCAUGGGGGAGCGUCCACAUUUCCUAACCCAGCUGCACUCUACCUUCCAAACCGCAGACCGGCUCUAUUUUGUCAUGGAGUAUGUCAAUGGAGGAGACCUGAUGUAUCAUAUCCAGCAGGUUGGGAAAUUCAAGGAACCCCAUGCUAUGUUUUAUGCUGCAGAAAUUGCAAUUGGCCUGUUCUUUUUGCAUAACAAAGGAAUUAUUUACAGGGAUCUGAAACUGGACAAUGUAAUGUUGGAUGCUGAUGGUCACAUUAAGAUUACCGAUUUUGGAAUGUGUAAAGAAAACAUUUUUCCUGGCAUCACCACACGGACCUUUUGUGGAACACCAGACUACAUCGCUCCAGAGAUUAUUGCCUAUCAGCCAUAUGGGAAGUCAGUGGACUGGUGGUCAUUUGGUGUCCUUCUGUAUGAAAUGUUAGCUGGGCAGCCACCAUUUGAUGGAGAGGACGAGGACGAACUCUUCCAGUCAAUCAUGGAGCACACGGUGUCCUACCCCAAAUCUCUUUCACGUGAGGCUGUCUCCAUCUGCAAAGGGUUCUUGACCAAGCAUCCACUGAAGCGCCUGGGUUCAGGACCAGAAGGGGAACGGGAUAUCCGGGAGCACGGCUUUUUCCGCUGGAUGGACUGGGAGAGGCUGGAGCAGCUGGAAAUCCCCCCGCCGUUCAUCCCCCGCCCAUGCGGCCGAAGCGGCGAAAACUUUGACAAGUUUUUCACACGGGCACCUCCAGCGCUGACACCCCCAGACCAGCUGGUCCUCGCAAGCAUUGAUCAGAGCGAGUUCCAGGGGUUCACCUACAUCAACCCUGAGUUUGUGCACCCGUCCAUGUUGCGGCAGGGGAGCCUCUCCCCAACAGCCCUGCCCCUCUCUCCGACCAGCAUGCCCCUCUCUCCGACCGGGAUGAUCCCUUCCCCAACCUCCCUGGUGUGAGAUGGUCUCCCGGAUGACCCUUGACCCUAAGAACCCCAAUUCAAGCCCUUAGAAUUCUGCUCCCGGGAGCAUGACUCCUGCUCAGAGCUCAGCCCUAUAAACCCUACACUUGACCUUAUCACCCCUGCCUCCCCUAGAAAACACUUUUUGUGUUGUUAAUUGUCUCCAGUGAGUUGCUUCCCUCCUUCCUUACCUCCACUAGGUGAAACCCAGAUCAGUGAGGUUAAGAAAGCAGACAUAUAUCUAUAGAGGGAUUUUUAAACUCCACC